Molecule: messenger RNA, 6767 nt
Organism: Coregonus sp. 'balchen'
Lineage: Eukaryota; Metazoa; Chordata; Actinopteri; Salmoniformes; Salmonidae
Source: the annotation of a GenBank genome assembly
AUGAAGAGGUUACAAUGUGAACACUGUGCAGGUACAGUAAAAGUCUUCAUACUAAUGGUAAUAGUAAGAAAAGUUAUAGAUCAAAAAGAAGGGUGAAGGCUAGCUCUCCUUUUACCACUUCCCUCUCUGGACAUUGUUUUCAUUUCACAAGCCUACUUCAUUUUGAAGCAGAAAAUAUGACAUACAUAGUAUGUUUCAAGUGUUUUGAAUGUUUUAUCAUUUUUCUUUUAGCGGGGACCCCUUCUCAGCAUAGCCAGUAUGGGAAGCCUCAUGUCAACACGUCAGACCAACAGGUUAGCAGAAUGACACUGGAUACGAGUAUCAAAACAAAAUAUUACAGUAUUACAUUUGACCUGGAGUCUGAAUUGAGUGAGUCUGUGUUUCAUCCUCAUAGCUCCACAGUGACGAUGAUGGCUUGAACUACUCUUCCCUGAAGUUCACUGACAAGAACAGUACCAAGCCCAGGAGACAGAGGAGAGAACAGAGAGAGGAAGAAACCAUCUACUCUGAUGUGUCACAUAGACAGGAUGUGGUAGUCCUCCAAUCGGCAUCACAGGUGGCACCUUAAUUGGGGAGGACGGGCUCAUAGUAUUUGCUGGAACGGAAUAAAUGAAAUGGGAUUGAACGCAUCAAACACAUUGAUACAAUUCCUAAUCCAUUCUAGCCAUUGUUGUGAGCCGUCCUCCCCUAAGCAGCCUCCUGUGAUCAGCAUCAUUCUAGGUUAAGCCCCACCCCUCCUCUGAACUCUACUUUGAGCUUGACUGUGUCCUUGUGACCUGGCUAUUUGUACAUUUCUCAUUUACUGUAUGUUGCCAUUGCAGGGGCCUAGCUUUGGCUAAUAUACACUACCAGUCAAAAGUUUGGACACAUCUACUCAUUCAAGGAAUAUAUCCCUAUUUGGUAAAAGACCAAGUCCAUAUCAUGGCAAGAACAGCUCAAAUAAGCAAAGAGAAACGACAGUCCAUCAUUACUUUAAGACAUGAAGGUCAGUCAAUACCGAACAUUUCAAGGACUUUGAAAGUUUUUUCAUGUGCAGUCGCAAAAACCAUCAAGCGCUACGAUGAAACUGGAAUCUCAUGAGGACCGCCACAGGAAUGGAAGACCCAGAGUUACCUCUGCAGCAGAGGAUAAGUUCAUUAGAGUUACCAGCCUGAGAAAUUGCAGCCCAAAUAAAUGCUUCACAGAGUUCAAGUCACAGAUACAUCUCAACAUCAACUGUUCAGAGGGGACUGUGUGAAUCAGGCAUUCAUGGUCGAAUUGCUGCAAAGAAACCACUACUAAAGGACACCAAUAAUAAGAAGAGACCAGCUUGGACCAAGAAACACGAGCAAUGGACAUUAGACCGGUGGAAAUGUGUCCUUUGGUCUGGAGUCCAAAUUGGAUAUUUCUGGUUCCAACCACUGUGUCUUUGUGAGACGCUGUGUGGGUGAACGGAUGAUCUCCGCAUGUGUAUUUCCCACCUUAAAUAAUUGAGGAGGAGGUGUUAUGGUGUGGGGGUGCUUUGCUGGUGACACUGUCUGUGAUUUAUUUAGAAUUCAAGGCACACUUAACCAUCAUGGCUACCACAGCAUUCUGCAGCGUUACGCCAUGCCAUCUGGUUUGGGCUAUCAUUUGUUUUUCAACAGGACAAUGACCCAACACACCAUCAUGCUGUGUAAGGGCUACUUUACCAAGAAGGAGAGUGAUGGAGUGCUGCAUCAGAUGACCUGGCCUCCACAAUCCCCCGACAUCAACCCAAUUGAGAUGGUUUGGGAUGAGUCGGACGGUAGAGUGAAGGAAAAGCAUUCAACAAGUGCUCAACAUAUGUGGGAACUCCUUCAAGACUGUUGGAAUAGCAUUUAUGCUUCAUAUAGGUAGCUGGAGUCAUUUAGUAAUUGUGGAUGAAGUAUGUAUCUCUCUCUCUUUAUUUUAUAAUCUGAACGUGGACACAGAGAAUUAUGUUGCACUGAGUGUACAAAGCUGUCAUCAAGGCAAAGGGUGGCUAUUUGAAGAAUCUCAAAUAUAAAAUAUGUUUUGAUUUGUUUAACACUUUUUUGGUUACUACAUGAUUCCAUGUGUGUUAUUUCGUAGUUUUGAUGUCUUUACUAUUAUUCUACAAUGUAGAAAAUAGUAAAACAUUAAGAAAAACCCUUGAAUGAGUAGGUGUUCUAAAACUUUUGACUGGUUUUGUACAUACAAAAUCACUCGGGUGCAGAGCAUAAUUUUCCACAAAAUGUGAAAGCUGAUACUAGGAUGGUUUCAGAAGUCUCAAAUCCUCACCAAUAGUGGCUUAGGUUGACAGACUGGAUACAUUUGUUUUUGUAGAAGUGUACAACAAAAUGUACAUAAUGAUUUUGCAAAUGUCUGAACUCUUCUUUUUCAUGAUAAUACUUGUGACAUAACUACUAAUACUCUGUAACCUGCCUUUAUGCUUGUAUGAUAUUUCAAUAAACAUGUUUUUUUUUUUUUUUUUUACAACUUAUUUUCACCCGGUAUCAAAGGAUCACAUCUUUAUUUUGUAAAAAAGGUGCCAACCUCACCAGAAUUCAUUUCCUCCUGAAAGCUUGAACUGCCUUCUACAGACAUGAAGUGAGAAAUACAAUGUAGACCCCCAAUGCAUCACAAAGAGUACAUAAUGUGCCACUAGAUGUGCCAUUAGUCUCAGUCACAGACCCAAAUUAUGAAAAAAUACAAACCAGUAACUCUGAUUUUAUAGUGUUUUAAGACAUAUGUGGAAGUAGCCUGCCAUCAUCCCAAAUGUAAAGAAAUACAAACCAAUAGCUCUAACUUUAUAAUAUUUUAAGCAGGGGUUGGAACUUAAAUUAUUUCCCAAUCAUUUCGUUGAGAACAAACAAUUUUUUUUUUUUGUUCAGUUCCUCUGUUCCGGAAGAGCAAAAUAGAGUUCUGAACAGGAUCGAACCAAUAAAAAGUAACUGUUUAUAUUGUUCCUUUCUGUUCCUUUUUAAACAUCUGAAAUCAUUAUUUUUUAAACAUUUUGCUCAACAUUAAUACAUUACCUCAGUGUGGAUAGAGCAGCUUGCUAUGGAGUGGGCAAAGUAUUUACAUACAUUGGACAGACAAGUCUAGGGCGCGAGAUGCGACUGAAAGUUUGCUGGUGGGGAGAGAAAGAGAGAGGAUGGAGGAUGAGGCUUGGCUUGAAGCGCUGGGCAUCUUGUUGAUAUGACAUGCAUUAUCUGAAUUAGGCCCACAGAAUUAUACCUUUCGGAGGACCGGUUUCUAUGAAGGAACUUUUAAUGUCUUUGAACUUCAGAGAGUUGGCUUAACGUUGGACCAAAACUAGCUAGCUAGCUAACAAGCUUGUGUGUGCAGAGCAGCACCAGAAUUGAAAAAAAUUUAAAAACAUGUCGUACCAUUUUGUAGUUACUAAAGCGAAAGUGAAACAUGAUAACUAUGAAUUGAGCUUGUAACAUCAGUAGUAGGAUAGUUGACUAUGCUUCGGAGGGGAGGGGCAGGUAGCCUACACACACACAGUGGCAAGUUUUUUUCUGAGACUGGAAGAAAAGGCCCAGAACGUAAAAAUAAAGUUAUUAACCAGUUCCCAUGCUUUUAAAAUAAAGGUUCUGUUCUGGAACAGUAUAGAUAAUGUUCGUUCCCGGUUACGUUUCUGUUCUUCGAAAAAUUACGUUAUUUUCCGGUUUUCGGAUCUGUUCCCUGAACUGGUUCCAACCCCUGAUUUUAAGACAUUUCUGCCGGAAGUCAAACCAAAAGCUCUAACAUUAUAGUUUUUUAAGACAGAAAGCAAACCUUUAUCAUAGCAUAAGCAUUUUAGAGAGAAAAUCCUAAUUGAUUCAUCAAUGAAUACACAUCUGCAUGUAAGGUGAGACAUUUUCUCAACCUCACUUCCUCUUCAAACAACCAAUGGAGCCAACCUUAAAGUUGUGACUCCUGUGGUGCAUGUAGAUACAAAUUUCCGCUGAUGCUGUCACUUCACUUUGUCUCUUGACCCUCAUCACAGUUGAUUUGUUACACCAGACCAGACGAGAGAGAAGAAGCAGAAGGAUGUUCAGGUUGUGUCUAGUCCUGGUUAUCAUCAAAGCCUGUAAGUUUAUCUCAUUAUAUGAUCAAUGUUAUGUCAGUUUUAAAGUUUAAAAAAAGGACAACCAUAUCUGCAACUCAGUCGGCUCAAAAAUUUCAGGGGGGAAUAUGAUUAGGUGACCUCACACUUUAAAAAAGAUGUAAACAACAUAGAAGGGCACAUAGAGUUACAGAACAUUAAAUCUCAAAAGUGUUCUACCAGGUGGGGACCUCAUUCAGCCUCGAAAGCCAUCCGAUCUGCCGGCUGAUCUUGCUAAUGUCGUAGUAAAUAUAUUUGUUAUAGUGAAUAUGGAAUAUGAUAUGUUGAGUAAAAUGUUGUGCUAAGAUCUAUUUAGGUCAGGAGCUGGUUAUAAGUUCUGUUCCUAUCCAAUAACAAUGGACAAAAGGGUCCUAUCUUGUCAGCCUUGUCAGCAGGUGGCCAAGGACAACACCCACGCCAUAGGCCUCUCAGUUCUUCCAACUCACGAGUUCUUGCUCUGAGGACACACACACACACACACACAAACACACACACACACACAUCAUCACUGUUAAACACACACACACACACACACAUCAUCACUGUUAAACACACACACACACACACACAAAAAUCCCCUCUCUUAGGCUGAACAUUUGAAGACAGAGAACCCGACUCAGAGCCAAUGCAACAGUGACAGUAGCCUGGAGGGGACCUCGCCCAACUCAUCAGGACCAAUCAGAAGAUCAGAACUACUAGAUUCAACCUACUUCAUUUAUUGCAUAAAAUGUCUGCACAGUGCACACAAUGUUUCGGGGCUCUCUUCAGAUAAUAAUAAUAAUAUGCCAUUUAGCAGACGCUUUUAUCCAAAGCGACUUACAGUCAUGCGUGCAUACAUUUUUGUGUAUGGGUGGCCCCGGGGAUCGAACCCACUACCUUGGCGUUACAAGCGCCGUGCUCUACCAGCUGAGCUACAGAAAGUGGAUACUCAUGGAUGCGCAUCGCAAUUGUAAAAUGUCAACACAAUUGGAGACACCACGUCAUUUUUGGAGACAUGUUAUUGACAGUAAACUAUUGUAGAUGCGACUGCUAACUAAAUAAAACAUUUUAGCUGGCUAGCUAAUCAUCUUAGCUAAAUGUGGGGCAAACAAUUCAGUUAUUUACCGUUAAUUUGAGGGAUUGGGGUGAAAGAAAUCGAGUUACAUAGUGAUACUUUACGAUAUACUGUAUUGACAAUAUCGCAAUAUUGUAGGGCUAGUUGGCUGUACCUGCACCAAAACACCAUUAUUGUUCCUUCAUAGCUUGUUCUCAAUCUUUUCACAUUGGGAGCCAAUUUGUUUUCAGCACUUUUAUUUCCAUGACUGAUCAAAACUCGUUCUCAUGACUUUCUGAUCCCUCUGCAACAGACAUAUGGUGCGCAAUAAAAUCACAGUAUCGAAUCGCAAUACGUAUAGAAUCAUGAGACUCGCAAUGCAUAUAUCUUAUCGUGAGGUUCCUGGCAAUUCCCAGCCCAAGUUCAUUUGCCACAACAAAUCUCUUCGCUAGCAAACACGAUGUCUUCUCCAAAACGGCAAUGUGUCUCCAGCAAUGUUUACUUUUUUGACGUUCUAUGGCAUCUCCACUUUCCAAGCAUAUAUGACCACAUGUAAUAUUUUGGUAAGUGAUGCAAAUAGUGAACUAUGUAGGGCCAGGAUGUAAAAUAUAUGUAGCUGCAGCAAUUUCUCUUAUCUGAUAUGGUAAGUAAUGGGGCUUAAUGUAUAGCUCCCUAAGAGUUUGACGAACGGGUCCGUGCACGCGAUUCCAGAUAUCUUUACCUCUGAAUAAACUGCCUUUAUUAUACCAUAUCCACCCUGUCCAAAGUCUCUACUUGGUCUCAGUUCUCCAGUAAACUUGUGAUUAUCAACACUAACCUCAUCGUUGUGGCGGCGGACAGCUAGCCUGUAUCCCUCAUCCAGUUGAGUGGCAAUGUUAUUUUUUCGUUCGUACCAAUUUUUGGAAAAUCCUCGGGUGUAGGACUUUCCGCCUUUAGUAGAAACCUGUUGAAUUAUUAAAUUUGGUCUGGGAGGUCCUAAUUGUUUCGUUGCCAAUUUAUCUUCAUUUGUUCGCCGACAAAAAGGAACUUCUUUCAAAGACACAAUCCGCUCUUUUCUUAGUUACGUUCAUGGUUACAUUACGUAUGACGAAAGCGCGUAAGUGCAAGCCCUCAGACACCCAUAGAGAUUGUAUUGAAAGCUCUGAAAUUUGAAAAAAAUAGAUUUUACAUGGGAGUCUAUGACAGACUUCUGGGCGAUUUUCAACCUGACUGAAAUCGCCCCAAAAGGGGGGGUGGCCAUUUGAAGCAAUUGGACAUUUAGUGGCAGUGUGGCACUGUGGCAGAUCAGACGUCUAGAUUACAACACUGAUAACUACUGUUGCCGUGAUAUAAUUGAUUAGAAAAAAAAUCCCUUCCUUUUCCCGUUUGGCAGUGCGUCGCCCAUAUCGCCCUAUUGAACAGGCCGCCCCUGUCUGCAACACUCCACUUAAUAGUUUAAAGAGAUCUGAAUUUACAGCUAUACUGUGUAAAUAUGAUGUAUUCUCUUAAUCAGAUGAUUAAGAUCUUAAUUUAACAAAUGUUUAGGUAGAGCACUUGCUACAGUAAUAUUCUAGAGAUUCAAUGUGUUUAUUGGCCUUCUUGUCAGGUUCAGGGACCAGAAGCAUGUCUGUGCUCCAGCCGCCUGUGUCUGUCAGUCCAGCCAGGAGACUCUGUGACUCUGAACUGUUCAAUACACACUGA